AGUCCACCGGCCUCAGUCGGGCAUAGAAGGCCCUUGUCAGCCUCCCUGCACCCACACGCACUGGCCUUACCUACCUCCCCACCCUUGCCAGGCCUUUCCCACUAUUGCAAGCAACUCUUCACCCUGAUUCAUUCUGCUGCCAGACGGUCCCUGCUUAUCCUCAGGGCCAGCUGCGAUGUUACCUCCCCUGGGACUCCUCCUCUGACUCCCAGCCAGGGCAGCCCGCUGAACUCAGGAACCCACAGCUCUCUGGGCAGCGUCUUGGGGGUGUGUGUUGGGUGUGUCUCUAUCCCUGGGCUGGACACAGGAGGAGUGACCCACCCGGCCACCUGGCUCCACUCACAGCUCCCUUACUGCCACGGGAUUCUACGGUUUAUGGGAAUCCUAGUCCAGGCUCCUCGUCCCCCGCUCCCUUCCCCGGCAUGCUCCAGGGCAGCCAGGUUUACUGUGUAGCCAGUGUUCAGCAGUGUGGGACUCGGGAGGGCAGGGCACAAAGGGUCCAGGGCCCUCUGUGCCUCCUCAACUGCCUCACACCCGUCUGCACCAGACCCAUCCCGAAUCCCACAUUCCUCUCCCACUGUGCUUUCCAUCCAGGACCCCUACAGUAACACCCCCCAUAGGUCCCCUGGGGCACACUUGCCUUCCAGGUCCUGCAUCCUUAACCCCUUGCUCUCCCCCCACAGCCAGUCCCGUACCUUUCGCACCCAAGCUCUUUCCCUCGACUGGCCUUUCAUCCCCCGGCUGAAAUGUCCCUCCCAGAGAAGACUUCCCAGUGACAGGACUCUCCCAUUAGCCAAAGGUUUCCUUCAGGGAGCAAAUGACAAGGUGAACAUGUCAUGUUUCCUUGCUAACAAGUUUCUUGCGUGAACACCAGGAGGGAAGGGACCUGUGUCCUCAAGCCCCUGCUGAGGGGAUGAAUGGAGUACGUGACUGAGUGUGUCCUUGAAAAAACUACCAGUGUGAUUUGGAGCCAGUCACUUACCUCUCUGGGCCUCACUUUCCUCCACCCAGCCCUUACCACCCCAGCUUCAGGAAAUUGGCCCAAUAAUAGCCCCAGAAACUGGGAGGAGUGACCCCGCUCCCUUCAAGCCUAAACUGUCUCCUCUCCUGGAUCCACACACCCUAGCUGUGUCCCAGGCUUCUCCCCCUCUCAGCCACCUACACAGACAGCACCUCCUCCCAGCCCCACCCAUCAGCCCCUCCCAGGUGCCUGCGGUGGAGCAGCCAGCUCCCAGAGCACCUCAGACUCCCUGGCGGCACACCAUGUGGGGUCUAAGGCCCUGGGCUCGAUAUGGGCUACUGGUCAUGGCUCACCUGCUGGCCCUGGGGCUUGGAGCUGUGGUGUUCCAGGCCCUGGAGGGGCCACCAGCACUUCAGCUCCAGGCCAAACUCAGGGCAGAGUUGGUCACUUUCCAGGCGGAGUACAGAGCCUGCCUGCCACCCGGGGUACUAGACGAGCUGCUGGGCACCGCCCUGAUAGCCCAGGCCCAUGGGGUCUCCAGCCUGGGCAAUGGCUCCGAGGCCAGGACCUGGGAUCUGCCCUCGGCCCUGCUCUUCACUACCAGCAUCCUCACCACCACGGGUUAUGGCCACAUGGCCCCGUUAUCUGCAGGUGGAAAGGCCUUCUGCGUGGUCUAUGCAGCGUUGGGGCUGCCAGCCUCCUUAGCACUUGUGGCCACACUGCGUCACUGCCUACUGCCUCUGCUCAGCUGCCCGUUUGCCUGGGUAGCUGUCCGCUGGCAGCUGGCACCGGCCAGGGCUGCGCUGCUGCAGGCAGCUGGACUGGGCCUGCUAGUAGCUGGUACCUUCGUGCUGCUACCAGCACUGGUUCUGUGGGUUCUGCAGGGCAACUGCAGCCUCCUGGAGGCCAUCUACUUCUGCUUCAGCUCGCUCAGCACCAUUGGUCUGGGGGACCUGCUGCCAGGUCGCGGCCGUAACCUGCAUCCAGCGCUUUACCAUCUUGGCCAGAUCGCACUUCUCAGUUACUUGCUCCUGGGGCUCCUGGCCAUGCUGCUGGCUGUGGAGACAUUCUCGGAGCUGCCACAGGUCCAUGCCAUGGUGAAGUUCUUCGGGUCCAGUGGUCCUUUGACCACCGAGGACCAAGGUGGCAUCCUAGGCCAGGACGAACUGUCUUUGAGCACCCUGCCCCCCUCAACCACAGCCCCAGCACAAGCCCCAGCUUGCUGACAAGUGUCAGGUGAUGGAGCUGAACUCCUUUCAGGUGGAGACGCCUGAAGAGGAAGCCUCUAGAGAUGGGAGGAGAGGGAUGGAAGUGAGCACCUCAGGGAAUAAUCUGUUAAUAAAAAAUAAA
This is a messenger RNA of Rhinolophus ferrumequinum (greater horseshoe bat), 2311 nucleotides long. RefSeq names its product potassium two pore domain channel subfamily K member 7 (gene KCNK7). The record is from RefSeq and is a predicted model, not a curated record. The transcript is spliced from 3 exons. Gene Ontology annotation, cellular component: membrane. Gene Ontology annotation, molecular function: potassium ion leak channel activity. Lineage: Eukaryota; Metazoa; Chordata; Mammalia; Chiroptera; Rhinolophidae. Gene Ontology annotation, biological process: stabilization of membrane potential; potassium ion transmembrane transport. Bases 1264 to 2187 code for a protein of 307 amino acids.